AUGCAAAUACAUUUAAAAUUUAUUAUGACGAAUUCUAUUUUAGUCUGUCUCUUAUUUACUCUUAUUGGUUUAACUGCUUCAAUUGAUAACGAUUCUGUUAUUAAAUUAAAUGUUUAUCCAAAUUAUGGUUUUGUAGCAGAAAAUAUUGAAAUUCGUUGUCAAAUAAGUGCACCAUCUGACUAUGAUCACAUCUACUUAUUAGUUAAAACAGAUAAUGUUAGACCAUCUGGUAUACUUCUUAUGGUAGAUAAUACAGUUAAUCAAUGUCGAAUAAAUAAAGCACAAUUUAUUACUGUUCAUAUUUGUAAUUCUACAUUAAUACUUAUUCAUAUUAAUCAUGUAGUUCUUAAUGAUACUCUACAUACUAUACAGUAUGAAUGCAAUCAAGGUGAAGAAAGUGCUCUCAGUUCAUAUCAAUUAUUAAAAGAGCAACCAGCACAAUAUUAUGAUAUGAAAUCUACCAAUUCUUCAUCUUCAUUAACACAUACACUUCUUCUAUUAUUAUUAUUAUCUGUUCUUCUAAUCACACGACUAACGACUACAUAUGAAUUUCGAUAG
Messenger RNA from Adineta steineri, 558 nucleotides. Lineage: Eukaryota; Metazoa; Rotifera; Eurotatoria; Adinetida; Adinetidae. The record is from the annotation of a GenBank genome assembly.